This is a messenger RNA of Sparassis crispa, 558 nucleotides long. RefSeq lists its product as hypothetical. Lineage: Eukaryota; Fungi; Basidiomycota; Agaricomycetes; Polyporales; Sparassidaceae. The transcript is spliced from 5 exons. Bases 1 to 558 code for a protein of 185 amino acids. The record is from RefSeq and is a predicted model, not a curated record.
AUGUCAUCUUACAAAUUACUGACGUCCUUAAAACUCUAUAUUUUUUCCUGCAUCUUCGGUGCAAAACCAAUCGCUACACUACCGUUUGAUGACAAGGGCAAUACAGAGGUCGCAGAACCUCAGAAGAAUACAUUGGCGGUCGUCACAGAAAUCGGGCAGGAUGCGCUGAUAGAGGACCCUCCGCGUGACGCGACCGGUGAGGUUGCGGAACAUCCAGGCCUGGCAGCCGAAGGGAUCCACGAGAGCGAGCAGGUGAACUCUCCAGUUGUCAUUAGCAAUGGGUCAUCGCCGGACCCUGUAAUGACCUCUCCCUGCCCUUGUACACCACGUCUUGACUUGAUUCAAUUGUCGGAGUUUUCUUUUGACACGGUGUAUGGUCCAUUGUAUGAGGGGAAUGAGGAUGCUCCUCUGAUUGGUCUAGGAUUGAUGGGCCUCUCGGAGCACAUCAAGGACAUCAGCACCAUAUCAGAUUCCUUGGAUAGUCCCCAUAUGAGUUAUUUACCCAUAACAGAGUCUGUCACUGGUAACAGAUAUUGCCAGGCAAACUCUCAUGUAUAG